Osmerus eperlanus (European smelt) is the source of this 806-nucleotide messenger RNA. Its product is annotated as cyclin-dependent kinase 2-associated protein 1-like. The transcript is spliced from 4 exons. The record is from RefSeq and is a predicted model, not a curated record. Gene Ontology annotation, cellular component: cytoplasm; nucleus. NCBI's taxonomy places the organism in Eukaryota, Metazoa, Chordata, Actinopteri, Osmeriformes, Osmeridae. The coding region runs from base 94 to 441 and encodes 115 amino acids.
UGCCCAGUGCCGCUCUGUAGUAAACAAAAAGUGUCUGUGCGAGAGACAGCGGCUUCAGCGGAUUUCUGUAACAUUUUUAUUUCUCAAUUUAUUAUGUCUGUGGGUAUGGCUUACAAGCCAAACCUCCAUCAGCACAUUCCGGGAACUUCCGUGAACCAAGCUUCUCAUUCACCAAGCAUACCAACAGUGCAGACCUACAGACCAUUUGUGAAUGACUAUGGACCACCUUCUCUUGGCUUUACACUGAGCACAAGUGGAAAUAACGUCCCGCAGAGUAAAUAUGCUGAGUUGUUAGCCAUCAUAGAAGAGCUGGGGAAGGAGAUAAGACCAACUUAUGCAGGAAGCAAAAGUGCCAUGGAAAGACUAAAGCGAGGGAUUAUACAUGCCCGGGGAUUAGUGCGUGAAUGUUUGGUGGAGACGGAAAGAAAUGCAAGGUCCUAACAGUCUCAAUAAGAGUUUAGUUAAGACUAUCUCUGGACUGCCCAACAGGACAGACUGAGCUAUUACUACACAGUCAAGACUAUUCUGGACCAAUCAGCACAGAUGGAGUGUAAAUCAGUACUUGACAGAAUUUGUCUCUAGUUGUGUGUUCCCAUUGUGAAUGGAGUAAGAGUUGAGUGCAUGUUGCAUGUGUCUUUAGGAUUUUUUUAAGAAUGUACAUGGAAGGGUAGAUUUUAAACUUUUGUCUGAUUAAAAACUAAAUUAAUAGUGCCAAAAUACACUUUGUAAACUCAUUCUUCAACUAUUGGACAGAAUUCUGUAAAAAAAAAAAAAAAAAAAAAACUUUGCAACUUUUUAUGUAUUAC